Penaeus indicus is the source of this 742-nucleotide messenger RNA. RefSeq lists its product as uncharacterized. The record is from RefSeq and is a predicted model, not a curated record. Lineage: Eukaryota; Metazoa; Arthropoda; Malacostraca; Decapoda; Penaeidae. Bases 29 to 571 code for a protein of 180 amino acids. The transcript is spliced from 5 exons.
UAAGGUUCUAGGGCAAAACAUCUAUAAAAUGACUCACCGUGCACGCUUUGAGGGUUUCAAUAUAAAGCUCGGUUCACGCGCACUUCCAUCUCAGUUGGGUGUCACCGAACCAAGCGAAAGGCCAGUCGAUCAUCACUCUCGUUUUAUGAUGUACGCAAUGUUAACAGCGGACUUACUAAUGCUGGUGUACGAAGUGUGUCACGAGAAGAAGCUGCGGGCGGCGAGGGAUUACAUCCUUCAAUGCGCCGCCAUACCAUGCGUCUCAAUAGUAGCUGCAGCUGCGGCUAUGGGCCCCUUGGGCGUCUUGUUGGGUGGCGUACUAGGGUCUGUGGUCUCCUACACCUAUGCCAGAGGGAAGUUCAAAAGCGUCGUUAGCAUUAUCAGGGACGACUUGACUCCUCAGGAAAGGGAGAGGCUCGCGAUGAGGGUGCGGACCGCCUUCGUAGAUCUUGGAAUCUCUGUCGGUGCCUCUGUGGCCUUCCGUCACCUCACGGAGCCCAUGAAGAUGGCGAUCGCCGCUAUUGUCAAGAAGUACUUGGAGUGUGACCACAACAUGACAGUAAAGCCUUAAAUGCCUAAAAGACUGUUCAGGUGAAUGGUACGAAUGGCGGUUUCUUUUUUUCUGUUUGAAUUUGUUAGCGAAGAUUGGUUCGCUGUUGGUACCACUGUUGGAGAUUCGAAUUAUUAUCUGUUUGAGACAAGACUGUGAAAAAGACAGUUCCUAAAUAAACAAAUAAAAUUA